UAUAAUUUUUACUAGUAAAAAUUGAAUUGUUGAUAUCAAAAAUGCAUAUCCUGAGAAUGAUUAAAAGCUAAUUCGGCUUGCCAUACGUAAUAUCGUUGAGGCGCACAGACUCGACAUUGUUUGCGUCUUGCUUGGGUAAUCUUCCUUUUGGCACACAAGCAUCAUUACUGCCACUCGCAGGACAAACUGUGCAUUGCACCCAAAAUUGCUCGGUUGUGGUAAAAACUUCCAGAAACGAUUCCAGAUUUAGGGGAGCCAGUGGAGUGGCCAAGUGUGCUGACACAGGGGCACUGGUCCCCUCUGCCCCCCUAGAACCACCCCUGUCCACCCCGCCCCGGUCGCGGUAAAAUGUCAAACAUUCUCCGUCGCUAUAGCACCCGAGGACAGACGUUUUUCAUGUUAUUUAGAGUUUUUGUCCACACCAGGAGCGAAGGCGGUAUGUGACGAGCUACAGUUCAUUGUAUUAGUAAAUUGACGGUUGUUUUUUUAAUGUUGAACAUCAUGACCGCUGUAGUGUAGACACGGUAAAAGUUACAUUCUUCAACAGUUGGGAUUCACGGGAUCUUAGUGUUGAAUACCACACUCGGUCGUGAUUAUUUUUUGGUGUAAUUCAAAUUCGCAAAUGCAGUCAUCCGUUAAAUCGAGCGCCAAAAUUAAAACGUGUCGCCAAAGCUUGUGGUCAGUCGGUGUUCAUAGAGAAUAGCCCGGUAAAGUGAUUAACGUACGUAACCAGCUAGAUAUACUGUAUAUGUAACAGAGGCCAGCUGAGAGCUGUAGCAAAAGACGUUAGCGACACCGCCAUCGUUAGAGCAGGUCUGUCUCCCAAAUAGGACCGAUCGAGGGUGCGAGUGAGACGGGUUACAAAUACCAGUGUGAUCAUUUCUUGACGGCACUCACUAAAUCCUUGGUGUUUCGAGUCAGACGUGAUCACUCAAACGUGUUUUUUUGUCAAUUUUAACAAUCAUAGGUAGUUUAGAUGGUUAGAGUAAGGUUAUGGUUAGGGUGUGGGUUAGGGUUAGGGUAAAGGUUUCGUAAGACUUGAAACACCAAAGAUUUAGUCAAAACCAACAAGCCACACCCACGGAUCUGACUCGAAACACCAAGGAUUAAGUGAGUGCCAUUUCUUGACGGUGACACCCCUAGUUGGCAUUACAUUUCUGUAUAAGUGGGGUUUUAAGUGUACUCUGUGUAAUUUGCUUAGAGUUUGUUUGUAAUGUCUCUUUGGUUUUAACAACCGAGUGAGUCACUUAUACUAAAAUGUAGUUUAAAUGUAAAAAGCUUAAAGAUAAAAAUUGUAUAGUAACCAUUAACUAUUGUCACAUGUGGUAUUGUUUGUCUUAGGACACACUCUGACUGGAGGCCACUGGAUGCUGACUACUGAAGGUUAGGUUGUGUGUGACGGUGCUCAGCCCAGCUUCAUGUCUGGCCUUGCCACUCUGUUCAUAGCAUGUUAAAUAUUCAAUCUUGAGUACCAGGAUGGGGCAGCGUGUAUCUUGGAGUCCACUGAAAGAUAUUAAUCCAGAGAGUGGAACAAGGAUAAGCGUCAUCUAAAAUGACAGGAUACGGAAGAAACAGGUUGCAGUGAACCCACAUGUUGCCUCUCUUCUAAGCACAAUGAUGAAUUUUCAGUGUAAUCGAUGAAAAUUCUAACUACUUGUUGUGCUCUUAUGGAUCAAGAUGUGGACCGUUUUACAGACUCACUUGGACCUUGUUUUGCGAUGUAGUUACAAGAUGGAUAUGUUGGUUAAUGUGUUGUUUAAACAUGAAUGCUUAAACAUUCAUUGUUUAAAGAGCCAUGUUGGCUACUAUGAAGUUGUAACUGAGUAAAAAUAUUUAAUGUACAACAAGGUACAAAAUUCGUCUGUAAUGUAUUUUUAAAGUUGUAUCAAUUUUAGCCAUUUUUUAAGAUACAAGGAUUUUGCAAAAAAUUAUUUUAAUGUAUUUUAUGAAGCAAAAGCUUAAGUUACAUGCAUUAUACAACUCUGAUGGAUUCAAUUUAAAUUUUAACUAACAGUAACAAUAUGCAAAACAUACUGGAUGCACAGUAAUUUAUGUAUUUCUUCUAAAUACAGUAAAUUAAAAUGAAGCAAUUUGCUGUAAAAAUACAGCAUUAUACUGUUGUUAUUAAAAAGUACAGCUUUUUUCCGGUAUUCUGCGAUUACAGUAAAUGCCUGUAAAUUAAAUUGCAGUACUCUGGCUGUAAAAUUUACAGUAACUGGCUGGCAACCCUGCUGCCAGUAAUUUACUGUAAAUUUUACAGGAUUUUUUUUACAGUGAGGUGUUCCAUGAGAUUGCCUACCUUUGAUUAUACCUGUGUUUGGGAACCCCUUAAUUUAUAUUAUCAUAAUAUAUGUUGCUAAAGUGUCAUUAUUUACUCGAUAAAAGCGCAGAACGCGGAACAUAUAAUCAACAGCUUUCUAUAAUUAUAAUUGCAGAAUAAAUUGUAGCCAGGUUUUCACAAAUUAAAUGCACUAAAAUGCUCCGCGGAUGGCGCCGUCUUUGAUUUAGCCAAAACAUUUGCUGUAUCGCAGUUUGACUAAACUUUAUACCACAAUCUUUCUCUUUAAAUAUACUCCAAAUUCUUUGGGUUGCCAGCUGAUGGACAGAUAAAAUAAUUUAAAAGUUAACACAUGUAAAGACAAUUAUAUUUCUUGCACGAAAACACGUCAAUAUAGCUUACUUUUAACUUUAGAAUUUUAUUUGUAGACUGCAAUGUAAAAAAAGCUUUAUAUUCACAGUGGCCACUAGCGGGUGAACUCUUAACAGUGAUAAGGUAUAGCUAAGAGCGCUCCAGACCGGGAAACACAUAUUAACGAUAAGGUACAGCUUAAGGUAUAACUUAAGAGCGACGUAGCGGUAAGAAUGUUUCGGGAAACACGGCCCAUGAUCUUUUGUUUCCCACUGUAUUUUGGAAGUUGAGGUAGUUUGGUCCCUUUAUUCUCAUCCAAGAACAUUCGGCCUUAGGUUCAGCUAUGACUGUAAUGUAUGUAUGUAAACAGACAUAAAAUAAAUACGUUAACUACAAAUUUAAACUGCAGAAAAUGUGUGACUAGCCCUGUUCUCCCCUAUAUUAAACGAUGUUCUGAUGAUCUUCUUAGAUUGUACGUGGCAGCGUCAAAUGUUAGAACACAUGCUUGAAUUCCAAUUUGAACACCAGUUUUAUUCCAAAUGUUCCUUUAAUUAAAUAAAGUGCAUUAUUUUAGUUGACUAUUCUGACAACUUUUUACACUACACAAUGACUGUAAAAUAGCCAUUAUAGAGCCAAAUGUUUUAUCACUCAGUGGGGUAGUUAUUGGUUUGGGAAGGGAUUCUGAAUGUUGUGCUGUUGUGAGCAGCUGUGGGAAAGCUGGGAAAAUAAGUCAAUUGUUUUUUUGCCACUGUGAUGUUUUUCCAUCUUUUUCCACAAUCCUUUUGUAUACUUAUUAAUUGCCAAACCUGGGUUUUGUUCGAUAUGUUAAUGUUAUCUAAUGAAAUGUUACUUAAUAAUUUUAGAUGUUUCCACAUAUACUUUUCAAAGUUGUUUAUCGAUGUAUACCCAUAUGGCAACGCAACGCUAUAUCCGCUUUAUUUAAAAUUAUUAUUAUUUGUACUAAGCACCAGAAGGCCUACGGGACUACGACUAAAUCUGUAACGUCCUUGUCGUAUUGUUUUAAUGCUUAACUUAAAGAUGUUGUUUUCUUAGCGUACGUAGGGUAAAUGGAGUCCAACAACAUAGUCAUAGAGGUAAAAAUACAACUGAACUCGUACAUCGGUGAAGAGUAUUUUGGGCUCCUGAAUUUAUUGGUGUCAUUUUCAGUUUGAAGCAGGGAGGGCUGGCGAAAAUAUGCAGAUCACUCGUGCGUUUUACUAAGGAAAAAUAAUGUAGACUGGCAGUUGAUUACUAAAAAAGUGUUUUAAGAGGUUAUAGGCCUUUUUGUUUGUUCAAUAAUGUAAAGUCGGCGCCUCCAAAAAUGACAGGCUGACCUUGUCGUCCUUUAUUGACAUGUACAGAACAAAUGCGUCCGGCUCCAGGAGCGCAGCAUGGACUGCAGAGACGGCAAAAAUGGCUGGCUUCGGAUAAUAACCCGUGCGUCUUAUAUGGGGACUCUGAUUGCAAAUAUAUUUCAAAAGGCUCUAUAAUUCGUAUUUAGGUGUGACUAAAAUAUGUGGAGUGCGUUUGGUAAUGGAUCGAGCGGGUUUGCAAGCAAGGCGGAAGGGUGGGAGUUCGUCCCGUGUUCUAGUUCAGAGGGGGGCUGUAAGAAGGUCCAGAGUCCUCGGGUUCGGUCUUUCCCGAGCAACCUUCUCGAACAGCUUCCACCUGGACCAGCAGCUGCAACCGAUGCAACGCCUUACAGCGAGCUACAAAGUCAACACACGCGCCUAAAAAAGAGAUUUGAGGAGUUAAAAAAGCGCCACGACCUGGAGAGAGAGGUGUGGAGGAUGGAGAAGGAAACGCUUUUGAGACAAUUUGCUGAUAUACAAGGUGGGGAAAACAGGAGGAUAUUGUUGGAUAUGAAGUCUGUUUUAGAGGAGGUUCAGUUUGAGGUGAAGCGGGAGGAAAGUAAACGGAGCGAGCUCGAGCUACGCUACAUUAAGGAUCGUUGCGCUUGGCAGCUGGAGCGGGCAGGGCUGAUGAGUCGCAUUACUCAGCUAGAAGUAAGAGGAUGUAGCGUGCCAGUGGAGACCAUUAGGAGACCUGAACAAAGGGACACUCUAAAGCGGGAGAGAGAAGAACAGAAGAGGCUGCUGGCAGACACACACAGUGCAGCCAUGGACCUCCGCUGCAGACUGGAGAACAGCGAGAAGGGUUGGGUGAAGGAGAAAUCUGAGCUGCUGGAACGCUUUGACUCUGAGAGGAAGGAAUGGGAGAACCAACUCAUGGACAUGCAGCGGAAGAUCGAGGAGUUGUACGAUGAAGUAAAGGCACAGUGUAAGGGAGGUCCUGUCAAACCAGUCACUGAUCUACAAAGCAACGCCCUGAGGAUCAGUUCAUGUUCUUUAUCCAGUGAUGCCCAGAGUAAUGAAUAUUCUGAAGUUCUAACCCUGCAAAGCAACACUAGCAUUGCGUCCCCAAAUCAACCUGAUCACAACUCCAGUGAAUCUUAUAACCAGUGCAACAGCGAUCAAAAUGAGCUAUUAAAUCUUCAAGGUGCUGAGAAAUAUGAGCUUGGUGAACAACAGGCAAUAGACACUGCAGAGCUGGAAGAAAUUUUGGAAAGCUGUUUGAAAUUGAAACGGUCGAACAAGUCCUGCUUCAUUGGACAAGAUGACCUUCUUAACCCUUUCCAAGGAUUUCAGAGCAUGGACAUAAACUGUGGAAGUUACAAAAAGAAGAAUACUGCCCUUAAUGCGGCACUUAAGGAGAUUGCCCGUGUAAGUGAGGAGCUGUGUAGCUACCAGGAUGAGAUGAGGAAGUGGCCUGACUUUAAGAGAAGCUGCACUGAGUCCGUGUAUUUUCCAGGAAAGGAUGAGAUGGUGGAGAAAGUAAAGGACAGUCUUGAAAUGGCGGACACAGCUUUAGACUUAAAAAACUUGAGCGAAGAGCUUAAAUCCCUUGAUGAGCAAUACUGGAUGAACUGGGAAGGUUUUAAACAGCAAGGACAAACUACCCAAAAUGAUGCUAAGCCAUUAGCGAAUAAAGGUCAAUGUGCCCCACCCAUCCCAGCCCGUAGUACAUCUUGGUACCUGAGCAGUCCCUCAUUAUUAGAGUCCAGUGGUACAAAGACACUGUCAGACAGAGAAUUUCAAAGGCCAGGAUUCCAUCAAGACAGAAAGUUCAACAGCCCCGCAAUUGUACUAAAAUUCGAAGCAAUGCUUCAAGAGAAUGAGGGGAAAAUUCUGAUGGACUCUGGGAAUUUAACCUGCACCGUGCCUGUUGAGUCAAAGUGCAAUAUCAGUUGCUGUCCGAGCCGUUGGUCCUGUGAUGGUAAUACAUUUGGAAGCAUCAAGUCAUCAAAAUAUGCACCCGUUAAGAAAUGUCUCUCCAACAUUGACAUUGCAACUACACCUAGAGAGUGCAACCCAGUAGAUGCAGAGGAAAAAAAUGAUCCCAAGGCUUCAUCUCAUCCUAUGAACUUGGAUCACAUGUCUACAGACCCCGUAAUAUCACUGGAUAUUGUUUCACCGUAUUCAAAUUUUACAGCAAAUCGCAGAAAUGAGAGGCUUGAGAAGAAAACAGCCGAGUUCAACCGUACACUCUUUCAAACAGGCAUGGGUCAUCGGUGUGAUGAAGAAAAUCUUUUAAAUGUGUCUAUCGAUUGUGAACUUGCUUCUACUGCAGGUCUGACAUUCUUCAAAUCAAAGGGCAAUGUUAGUGUUGAGGACAAAAAGAAAGGUAUCAUGGCACAGUGCCCAGAAGACCAAUUCUUGGAGAUGAACCCCCACACACGACCGCAGUUAAAAAGUGAAACAAAGGACUUUGUCUCUAUGUCUUCAUCUCUUCAGCAGGAUGUUGAUAUAACAGAAUUACCUUCAGGUUCAUCAGAUCAAGCAAGCAAGGAUUUGUCUUCACUUAAAGCAGAUUUUAUUUACUCAACCAAGCAUAGCAAGGAGGUUAAGCCUUCAUGGACUGAACACAGUACAGCAAUGCCAGUUGUCCCGUUUGGUCCGAGUGUUGGAGAAAAAUGCUUUGAAUUGAGUGUAACCCCAUUACAGACGCAGAUCCAAAUAGAAAGUUUCAGCAGAAAUAUGGAGGUUGGUACAGACCAACCAUCAAAACAGCCCAAAAAGGCAAAGCAGGACACAAGGUCUCGGAUUUUAGAAGACAAUCCAUGGAAGCCAUCUACACUUGCAGCCUAUCCUCGGCCAGUGGAGUCAAGGUCUAACUAUGGAGCUGUUGAGAGGAUUCUUAAAAGUUAUGAAGAUCAGAAUAGAUCUCAGGACAAACAGCAGUCACAGCCUAGUCCAGGGAAGGAGAAAGACCUCAUGGACCUCUUGGAAAUGCUGGAUAUCCGAGAUGAGCCCAGAUCCAGUCAGAGACUAACACACACACCGCACCAGGUCAUAGCUCACAAAGAGACACAUGUAAGAGUGCAGCAAGGCAAAGAGUCAUCUGUGACUUUCAAGAAGAGCUUUUCACGACCUGCAUGUCCUGCAAAGAGACGUUUGCCCUCACGUUGGGCUAGCCGUUCAUCCACCUCAUCUGCAUCUACUCCUUCACCCCCACCAACAAUACCACCCACAGUUUUCACUCAGCAGCAAACACUCACCUACUCCACCUAUCACACAGAGACAGUGAUCUAAAAUGUGCAAGCCAUUAGGAUAAAAUGCAGACCGGUAGAUCUACGUAUGCCUUUUAAAGCACUGAAUGCUGCCUUGUUCUCGCCGGUGAUAACCUGUGUAAAUACCAACGAUUGCUCAACUGACGUUUAAUUUUUUCCAGUUUACAUUGAAGUUCUGAGGAGAUGUUUUCUUACCAAUGUGACUUACAAGUGCAUAAAUCAUAUCUACAGUAUGUCCUAGUUUCUGUUUUCAUGAACCAGUUUUUUUUUAUAUGUUUCCAUUAGAUAUUUUAUAACUGCCAAUGUAUACCCGCUUCUAAUGUGGCCUCAUAUGUGUGAGGUCUAAUGUCUUUGAGAAUAUAAAAGCACCGUAGUGCUGCCUAUUUCACAGUACACCUUUUGUUAUACAUUUACCAAGUUUAGCCAAAAUUAUUACAAUAAUUUUACAAAAAGUAAUGGGUUAUUACAAAAAGUAAUGGGUUCUUAACUCUGUUAUCUGGUGUAAGACAUAUCAGGUAGACAGUGCUUCUCCUUAAAUAAUACAAGUUAAUGUAUUCAACAUUUUUAAGAAUAAACUAAAUAUAGUCAUUCAUUACAAUAUAGACGUGUAUCCUUGCAAAAUUUAAUUUUGGAUUAAAUAGCAAUAACCUGUCUUGUGAUCGUAUGCCUUGUUAAAGGUCCAGUGUAUGAAAUUUAGUGGCAUCUAGUGGUGAUGUUGCGAAUUGAAAACAACGGCUCACUCCACCAUUGCCAAAACCCUUCGAAGUACUACAGAACUAAGAUGUCGUCACAUUUUCACUUCUUUGCCUUAGGAGAUCAUGUAUUUACGAAGCGCGUUCGGUAGCAGUUUGUCCAUUUAGGGCUACUGUAAACAACAUGGCGAAUUCCACACAAGGGGACCUGCAGCUUAUGUAGAUAGAAUCUGUAUUGCAUUUCUGUCACUAGAUACUCUAAACAGUUACACACAGGACCUUUAAUAUUCUGUAAGUUAUCAUCAGCUAUGGUAUUUCUGGAUAAUUGCUUGAAUGAUAUACAGUAUAACCAGUAAGUAACCUACAGUGUAACUGGGGAUCAAUUAUCAUCCUGUCUGAAAGUAUUAUUGUGUUCGUCAUGGACACUGAGACUCCUAAUGCCUUGCUGUAAUACACUACCCCUUCAUUGAAAUAGUAAGUGUGACAUUUGUGGUGACAUAUUUUGGUGCCAGAAAUCCAAUCCAAACCAUUGUUGAGAAACCCAAAUGAUGAAAAGGCAUUUUCUCUUAUUCCCACAUAAUAUUAUUAAAUAAGACAACUAGAAAGAAAUACGACAGAAUUCUAUUUCUAUACACAGAAUAGAUGUAUUUAGUGAGGUGUAAACUUAUCCUAAACCUUUUCCUUUCCAACCACAUAAACUCAACAUGAACAUAAAAUAUACUUUCAAAUAUGAAGUUUUAUCUACAUUUUCUUUUUAUUUACUGUAGUGAUUUCCAUUGUACCUCAUGAGUAUCACAAAAGCCUACCAUCACAAUUCAGGUAGAUGAUACUGUAGACACCAACUCCCUCAGAUUUCUUCUCACGUAUUAGGUCAGAAAAAAACUGUUAUUGCAGCUGUAUACCCUGUCAGAAAAUCUUACCUUGAAAAGCUGGGACGAAGAUCCUCUUUCGCAUGCACAGAUCGCUUCCUCCUUGUCCACUUGUAUUCCACUUCAGUCAUAUAUUUCUUCCAACAGGAAGCAAGAGGCCCAGUCAGGCAUCUGUGACAGUAUUUUGGCUUGCGGUAAUUUUAAGUUUGUUACUGUGUUUAUUUAAACAUAAUAAAAGAAUACUAUGUGUGACGAUAUGAUGUUAUAUUAUAGGGUCUUAUUUAAAAAAAUAAAAUAACAGGAACAUAUUUUUAUAACAGUAACUUGAAUGUAGACGAGAUAUCUUUUUCUAUAAACAUAUUUUAAUACUUAAAAGGUAAUACAUGCUUUGUUGUUCAAAGUGUAUAAUGACAACCUACACAGUUUAUUAUGUAGAAGACACAACAUAUCUUUUUCCACGCGUCAUUAUUCUUUUUCAGUAUGGUCACAAAUAUGUAACCUGUGAAACACAGUAUCACUAUAAUAAAUCAAGAAAUAACGAGAGUAGGCCUACUUGUGAUGUUGCUGUGGUUACCGCUCCACCAGAACGAGGCAUCUAUUCGAGAGCUUCUGUUUGGCGCCAGAUAAAAAUACGCAGGCUGCCAUAGUCCAACAGUCUAGUGUAACCUAAAGCCCUAAAGACUUUAUAGUUAUAAAUACCGUCAAAUACAAAAAAAGUGUUUUGAAACAAAGUUGGUCUACAAAGCUGCGAUAUAAAAUGUAUAGUCAAAUAUAAAUAACUAUACACACUAUCAUUUUACAAUUAAUGUAUUAUUAGUUUUCUUCUAAAAUGUAGUAUGUUGAAAAGUGAUGUUAGGCACAAAUAGAUUUGUGGUGAAGUGAGGUAAAUUAGGCCAAGUUAGUUAAUCUUAAAUUGUAUUCAGGUUGUUAGGGUAGAUUGGGGAUUUUACAGUUUUUUCAAUUGCUAACAAGCAUUAACCAAUAAAUACCAAGUACUUUUUCUAAACUCUUAACACAGUAACGUCUUGGUUACGGAUGUAACCUCAGGAUUUGUCUUGAGAACCUAUCAUCUUCU
Molecule: messenger RNA, 9835 nt
Organism: Triplophysa rosa
Lineage: Eukaryota; Metazoa; Chordata; Actinopteri; Cypriniformes; Nemacheilidae
Gene: mtcl3a
Product: SOGA family member 3a
Exons: 9
Coding region: 4144-7221 (1025 amino acids)
Source: RefSeq, a predicted model, not a curated record